Messenger RNA from Plectropomus leopardus (leopard coralgrouper), 1065 nucleotides. Its product is annotated as epithelial membrane protein 3-like. The record is from RefSeq and is a predicted model, not a curated record. NCBI's taxonomy places the organism in Eukaryota, Metazoa, Chordata, Actinopteri, Perciformes, Serranidae. Gene Ontology annotation, cellular component: plasma membrane.
UUUUAGGUGGUGAUGUUGUACUGAGGGACUACAAGGCAGAGCAAAAAGGGAGCUCUGUUCUGCGCAGAGGAAAUGGGCGUUCUCCUUGGAAAAUUUGGAUGGAGUGGCAGAAAAAAUAAGGGGGGUGUGGUGAGACUGGAAAGGAGAGGACCACCAAAGAGGGGCACAAUGUUGUAGAGCGGUGGAGCUACUUAUAAGAUCUCUUUCAAGGGGAACGGUCAAUACCUAAGAGAAUUGAAAAUGGCAUACCUCCUUAUGUUUGUGACCCUGCUGCAUCUCAUCACACUAGCAAUGCUGUUUAUCGCCACCAUGGAAAAGUCCUGGUGGGUGUGGGAUGGCAUGGAGAACUCAGAUCUGUGGUACAACUGCAGGUUUGACAACUUCACAGGAACUUGGUUGUGUGCGUCCUCCAAGGAAACUGAGUGGCUCAAGGCAGUGCAGGUCCUGAUGGUUCUUGCAGUGGUCUUCUCCUCCGUCUCCUUCUUGGUGUUCCUGGGUCAGCUGUUCACCAUGUCUAAGGGCGGACUCUUCUACUUCACCGGGCUAUGUCAAGUCUUUGCAGGGCUGACUGCCUUUUCUGCCACUCUCAUCUACACAUUACACAAUAAAGAAAUCCUUCAGGACUCCAGAGAGCUGACAUCAGGGCGCUUUGGCUACUGUUUCAUCCUGGCCUGGGUGUGUGUCCCCUUGUUGCUGCUCAGUGGGGUCAUAUACAUCCACUUGCGUAAGAAAGAGUGACCAGAAAAUGGAAAACAAUGUCAACAACAGUACUGAAAAUAAAUUAAUCAACCAAUUAAAUUGACCUUACUGACCCGUUUAAAUCAGAAAUGCUAAUUUUGCUGGAGUCACAGAGUCACAAACGCUCAUAAAUUUAGGUUUUGUUACAUAUGAUAACCGAAUAGUAGAUACAAGUGUACUGGAGAAAUAAUCAAUGGGCUUUCUCUGUGAACACUGAAUCCUCAGUAUCAAUCUAUUAUAUAGCCUAAUGCUCACCCUCAAGGUUUUUGGCGUAAAAUUGCCCAGUUUGUUGACCGAGGAAGGUAAAUAAAUACCAAAGCAGUGUUG